GCAGUGCUCAAGCACGGACCCCGCCGCUCCCUUUAGAGGUGAUGGGGCUGAUGGUGGCAGUACAAUGCUUGGCUGGUUCUGUUGGCCCCAUAGACACUGAAUGGAGUGGACCACAAGAUCUCAGGUCUCCCACCAGUCUCUACCUCCUCUUAAUAAAAAGGAAAUGGUCACUCGGCCAAUCACAGUAAAGCGUUGGAAUAGGACUGAUAGGGGAUCCGUCUCCUUGAAGAAUGGUGGGAUAUGACCCUGGCUCAGAGGGUCUUCUUUCUACGACUGAAGUGGCGGCCGCAGGUUCUCUUUCUGGACUGUUCACAAGGGCGGCCAUAAGCCCCCUGGAUGUCAUUAAAAUUCGCUUCCAGCUUCAAAUUGAAGAUCUGAGAGGCCGGGGCAAGUACAGGGGCAUUCUCCAUGCUGUCAGGGUGAUCCUGAAGGAGGAAGGCUUACCUGGAUUCUGGAAGGGACAUGUCCCGGCUCAGCUCUUGUCUGUGUGUUACGGGGCCGUACAGUUUGCAACCUUUGAGGUGUUAACUAAAACAAUUCACACUUCCACCUCUCUUGAUGCCCGUGCUCCAGUAGUGCACUUUUUUUGUGGCGGGCUGGCCGCCUGCUCAGCGACCCUGACCGUCCAGCCUUUGGACACCCUGAGGACACGUUUUGCAGCCCAAGGAGAGCCCAAGGUGUAUAGGACCUUGCGCUAUGCCGUCGUCACUAUGUACAGGACAGAAGGAGUAUUCACCUUCUACCGUGGCCUCUUUCCCACCUUGCUGGCUGUUUUCCCGUAUGCCGGUCUUCAGUUCUCCUCCUACAAUUUAUUACAGAGAAUCUGGAAUUGGCUGCUACUUAGCAACCGGGAUAAAAGAGACAAGCUAAAGAGCCUCCUGUGCGGCAGCGGAGCCGGAGUGAUCAGUAAAACCGUUACGUAUCCACUUGAUCUCUUCAAGAAAAGACUUCAGGUCGGAGGUUUUGAGCAGGCGAGAGCGGCCUUUGGGGAGGUCAGGACCUACCAAGGGCUUGUGGACUGUGCUUGCCGUAUCCAGAAAGAAGAAGGUCUUAGAGGCUUUUAUAAGGGACUGUCUCCAAGUUUGUUGAAAGCUGCUGUCUCAACCGGACUCACCUUCUUCAGCUACGAGAUGUUCUGCAGUAUGUUCAGGAGCAUGAAAAAGACAAAAGAUAAUCUAAAAAGGCCAAUCUAGGGGAUAACCCCCACCACACACUCACUCCGCCAUGUACCUCAUGUGCUGUUAUUUUUUAUUUUAUCCAUGGACAACCAGAUGCACCUCAUUCAGGUAACUCCGUUGAGAGGAAAAGUUUGUACAAAGCAGGUCUUGAUUCUAGUCUUUUACUAAAAGGAGGAAAGAAAACCAUUGUGUUAUGUAUGUACAUUAUGACAUUAUUAUUAGGUAUACUAUAGUAUAUAACAUAGUUUUAUAUUUAUGUGUGGUCUUCAGUACUAUUUCAGGUAUUUAUUACAGUGGGUGCCAAUUCUCUGCCCUAACAAUAAGGCUUGGGCAACAUUGUGCGACAUGAAUUGCCUCGACAUCACAUCUAAUGAUUGUCAGUGUAGUCACGUUAGGGCACUCCCAAAAAUCCAAACCUAAGGAAUGUUUGGAUGCCAGCAGUGGCUCGAUAGUUAAAGUGGUUUUCCACAAAUAAGAUAUUGAUGUCCUGUCCUAAGGAUAGGUCAUCAAUGUCAGAUUGGUGGGGGGCUGACACCUGGUACCACCACUGAU
Messenger RNA from Bufo bufo (common toad), 1730 nucleotides. RefSeq names its product solute carrier family 25 member 19 (gene SLC25A19). The record is from RefSeq and is a predicted model, not a curated record. The coding region runs from base 231 to 1193 and encodes 320 amino acids. Gene Ontology annotation, biological process: thiamine pyrophosphate transmembrane transport. Gene Ontology annotation, molecular function: thiamine transmembrane transporter activity. NCBI's taxonomy places the organism in Eukaryota, Metazoa, Chordata, Amphibia, Anura, Bufonidae. The transcript has 8 exons. Gene Ontology annotation, cellular component: mitochondrial inner membrane.